This is a messenger RNA of Rotaria sordida, 348 nucleotides long. Lineage: Eukaryota; Metazoa; Rotifera; Eurotatoria; Philodinida; Philodinidae. The record is from the annotation of a GenBank genome assembly.
AUGAAAUAUUUAAGAGCUGUUCUGGUCCUCUGUUUAAUUGGCUAUGUUAGCUCAACUGUAUCUGUUCAAGAUUAUGUUGACACAAUGUUAUCCAAUAUAAAUAAUAAAAAAGAAGUUAUUGAAAAUAAUCCAGCACUAGUCCAUCAUAUUUAUCAAUAUUUUCAAGCAGUCUAUCCUCGUCCAGAUACAAGCAGAAUGAUUGACUUUCAAAAAUCCAAACGUAUGGAAAUAUUUAAAUCAAAUUUACUAUAUGUUAUGCGACAUAAUGAAGAUUCUUCAACAACAUUUAAAUUAAAAAUAAAUCAAAUGAGUGAUUGGACUGAUGAAGAAAGAGAUGCAUUACGUUAA